Molecule: messenger RNA, 1732 nt
Organism: Brassica napus (rape)
Lineage: Eukaryota; Viridiplantae; Streptophyta; Magnoliopsida; Brassicales; Brassicaceae
Exons: 1
Coding region: 251-1468 (405 amino acids)
Source: RefSeq, a predicted model, not a curated record
CUUUAUAGCGGUUUCUUCAUCAUAUAGCUCGCUCGCAUUUCUCUCUCUCUUUCUCAAUCGCCUUCACUUUCUGCGCAAAGAAAAGCGUCCAUCUUCUCCCCCCAUUUAUUGUUCUUCUCUCCCUUUUCUUUCUCCAUGUCUUAUUAAAUGGGGGUCUCAUCUCUUCGACAAACCCUCUUUCUCUGGGUUCUUCGAAGACGUAAUUAAUAAAUCAUUUUUCAUUUUCAUUUUAAUUGGCCCUUCUUCAGCCAUGCCUUUGCCUUGGAAGAAAUCCAAAUCGGGUCGGAUCUCCAAAUUCGUAUCGGACCUCCAACAAUCUCCCAAACGCGGCGGAUCUCUCGUCGUCGAAACUGGCUUCCCCACUUCCCUUAUCCACCUCUUCUUCAAGAACCGCGAUCGUCUAAAAAAAUCUUCUUCAAAACGCAACAACAACAACAACAAAGCUCAGAUACCAACCGGUCCGAGUCAUUCUCAUUCGACACGUCAGCGUGUUGCGUCUCUCCCUCCUCCUCCUCUUCCUCCGCUUCCAGCUUCGGAGGAUCCCGCGGCGAGUAAGAUCGAUGAAAGCUUCGUCUGUGACGGUGGCGUAACACCUGAGAACAGAAACGACGAAUACGGCGGAAGCGGCGGAGGAGGAGGAGGAGGAGGAGGAUGUUGUGUAUUGAUGGUGGUUGCGAUUAAGGUCUUCGUGGUGGCUGUGCUCGCCUUGAGCACGAAAAAGCUCGCCGUGGGGAUCACUAUCUCCGCCUUCGCCCUCCUCUUCCUCGAGUUCGCCGUGCCGCGUGUCCUCACGCUCCUCAAUCUCUGCCCCGACGCGCAGGUUCGGCUCGAUUCUUUGAUCAGAAAGCUCGUAGGGACGAAGAAGCCAGAAUCAUCAUCAUCACCAUCAUCAUCAUCGAAUGUCUCCUUCGAAAUCAUCGAAACCUUCCAAGAACCGAGAGAUUGCAUCGAGGAAACUCGAGUUCCCGAACCACCAGGAGCGGAGGAGAGAGAGGUGCUGACGAUAAGAGACGUGGUGUUCACGAAGGAGAAGAGCAAAAGCGCGAAGCUUAAGUCAAAGAUCGUGAAGAAGAUCGUGCCGAAGAAGCUGAGGAGUUACAAGAAGAAGAAGAAGCUGAAGAAGAUGAAGGAAAAAGAAGAAGCGGAAGGUGUGGAGAUUGAGAUAUUCGAAGAAGAAGGAGAAGGGUCUACGACGGAAGCUUCCAGCUUGUAUUCCGAAGAUAUAACCGAGAGCGAAGUGUCUGAGAGAUACGAGAUUGGUUCGAAUCCGCCAUUGUUGGAGAGCUGUGAAGAAGAAGAAGAAGAAGAAGAAGAGGAAGAAUCGAAAAGGGAUCUAACGAAAGUGAUGGUGAUGAUAGUGGUUGCGCUUGCUGGGUUGUUAGGCGGGAAAGUCUUAGCUAUUGUUCUGACAGUAUCUUCCUGUCUGUUUCUGAGAUUGGUCUGCUCCAAAUCUCAAACUAUUCUCUGACAAACUCUCAGACCAGUGUCUGAACUCGGAGGGAAAAGGGGCCAGGCUUUGGGAAGUUUUUGCUUUUGUUGUUUGUGUUCCGUGGCACCGGUGGGACCUACGGAUCGCCGUUAAGUGACGGUGUUGACGGAAGUGUUGUUGGGUGGUUGGCAGUUCGAAGCUACAAUUUGUUUGGCUUAUGAAACUGUAAAUUUUCUUUAAAAAAUGUUAUUAACAGAGGAUAUUGUUAUUAUUAACUUAUUAUAUGAUGGUCAAGGAGUCAAA